AUAGCUUCCGAUUCUGCAAUUUUGCCCAUUUUACUUUUCCCUAGCAGCAAGACAUCACUGGGUCCGGCGCCUUAACGUCGCGAUCUGUCAACAUUGUGGAGCACUUGUUAUUUACCAAGGCAAUGUGCCCCAGGAGAAUGAGGGUCAUGUAAUUCUGCUCGCGUUUAAAGGGCAACCCCAGCAUUUCGGGAGUGAAGUCCAGGUUGUUGGUUUCUCGACUCGCACUCUACAAUGUCCUGCGAACCACUAGAUCUCUUUCAUAUUGCUCCCACCUCAAUCGUCAAUGAUUGGUACAUCACCAACGAAUGUGGCAAUUCCUACGCUCGUGUCGCCCUAUACAGUGUGAAUCUAAUCAUAUUCGGCGGGUCAACAGUAGUCGCCAUUGCUCUGAUCCCGUUCAAUUUACGAGAAAAUAGGAAUUGGUUUAGGACAGAUAUCGCACGGGUGUUGCUGACCAGCCUUGCCAUCUCCAUAGCGUACACCCUUACGUACCUGGCUGUGCUACUUCAGCUUCCAGCUAGCAUUAGUAUAAUAUGCUGGUGGCUUGCCUUCAACAUCGGAAAUGCUUUUCAAUUGUCCAUUGCAUAUGUUUGGAUCGUACCGAUUCGGUCCUGCAAGUACUUCGACUCGGAGGACCAAAACUUUGUCAACCGUUUUCUUUUAAGCCUCCAAUACGUACGAUUUCUCAUUUUCGCCAGCUCCAUCGUCUUCAACAUUAUCGUCGUUUCCUUUCAUGUAUCUUACUACAAUGCUGGCAAUGCAAGAAUGGUUUUCGUAACCCAUACCAUUUUCAAUGCUGGAGCUCUGGGAGUUGUCAUAGCCUUUGCCUCAUUAUUUGUUUUUUCGUGCAAACGCCUACGAACGGUGCUACAGAAAAACUUGGACGAUACGCAAUAUUUAGGUGGAGGAUCGUUGCCGCAGCAUAAGCUCCAUUUGCAAAACCUGAUUAUCUUGCUAACGAAGAGCAUCAAAAUAACAAUUACAUCCGCUGCAUUAGUGGCAAUCACUCAGCUGAUCAUUUUGGUGUGGGCGAUCGUUGCUCGCUCUCCCGGCGGGAUGAAUGGCGUUGUGUACGUAUAUGCGAUUCGAUCAAUGGCUGUCGCAGGGUCUAUUGUGCCAGGCAUUUAUUUAUAUGGAUACGAAAAAGUCAUCGAGGCCCGUAAAACUCGGGAACUUGACCAGCAGAGUUCGGGGCAAAUUGCAGCAUUACCUGACCUACGUACCCUACCAGGAAGAUCUGAGGCAAAAUAGCAAGCAGUAAUCACUCGAGAUCCGAGAUAAUUACUGACGAAGAUGUAUCAUAAUCUCUAGAAUUACUAUUUCAACUGGUCUAUUUCAGUUCACUCAAAUAGUUAUUUCCUGUAUAUUCCGCUCAGGGUGCUCCAAGAUGUAUCUAGUACUCGACGGAACAUGUCCAUCAAUGCGCCCCGUGAAAAACUGGGCAGGAAACGAGAUAGAUGGAUAAUGACAGGGGUCAUACUUUGGAAGGUCCACUGUGGAAGGGUGUUUACUGGAUUUCGUACUGCGCGCACCAGGUAGUGGUGAGCAGAGGUGGUGCAGUUUCUAAAAUUGAUACAUUAUUUUUGUAAGCAGCUUUGUGAGGUGCACCAAAAAUAUUAAUUACAACCUUGCAAAUGUGCAC
Messenger RNA from Spizellomyces punctatus DAOM BR117, 1642 nucleotides. RefSeq lists its product as uncharacterized. The record is from RefSeq and is a predicted model, not a curated record. The transcript has 5 exons. The coding region runs from base 232 to 1251 and encodes 339 amino acids. Lineage: Eukaryota; Fungi; Chytridiomycota; Chytridiomycetes; Spizellomycetales; Spizellomycetaceae.